AUGGCUUCUCUCGACAAGGAAUUAGCUGAAGAGAUAAAAGAAUUCCACUUUCAUGUUUACUUCUUCCAAGACAACGAAACAAACAAAGCGUCGGCAUUAGCACUACGACAGAGAAUUCUUGAUCUGGUGGAAGAAGGCUUCUUCCAUCCUGUUCCUCUUGGUCGUUGGAAUUAUGCACCAAUAGGACCGCACACAAUAGGUUCAUAUGAAGUAUGGUGCCCCAAGGAGCAUUUCUCUCGAGUGUAUUCAUGGUUCUUACUUAAUCGAGGUCCACACUCGAUCCUGAUUCAUCCGUUGACCAAAGAAGAGGUCCGUGAUCAUUCCGAAAGAGCCGCAUGGAUGGGAACUCCAGUUCCACUGGAUCUCAGUAAACUGUCGGUUGAGUUGGAUGAACUGCCCCGACAAUACCCCGAUCUUGGGCUGGGAUACUCUGCGAAAUGA
Molecule: messenger RNA, 441 nt
Organism: Paraglomus brasilianum
Lineage: Eukaryota; Fungi; Glomeromycota; Glomeromycetes; Paraglomerales; Paraglomeraceae
Source: the annotation of a GenBank genome assembly